AUGGAACAUUCGUCCCCGUUGGCUGCCAUGCAGCCCCCCUCGGUGAUGUUUGGGCAUUGCUUUCGUGCAGAUGCACCGACAUCCUAUACUUCUUUCAGUCCAAUGCGUGGACUGGGCCACAAGAAUUUCAACUUCAAAGACCUCUCCAUGAAGAAAGGACAUGGGGACUAUUUUAAUGUGAAACCCGUUCGAGGCUCGUCUCCCACGGCUAGCCUCGCCGCGGAUCUGUCUCAAAAUUUUCACAUUGAUCAAAGUCCGCAGCUGACUACGCCCCGGCGGUCUUUGUUCACUGCGAGUCUGCUCGGGAAUAGUAACCGGUGUGAGUCUAUGACCACACCUCCACUGCCCGCGUCCUCGCCUGCUCCCGCCAUGGAUAUCAUGGAAAUGUCCCCGUUACCGCAUAAGCCGGCAUUCGGCCUUCUGAACGAAGCCGAACUUGACUCGCCUAGCCUGGAUUCUACAAUGGAUACUCCGAUGAUGUCUGCCGCCGCUAGCCCCCUCGAGGAAUCGCCCCUCGUCCAGCAAAAGGAUAGCCUGCAAGAGAGAAGACGUCCGACCUUCUUGCGGCCAAGUUUAGCCAGGAGCAAAGCCCAGACAUUUCAGCUGGGCAUGACCAAACCCGCCCCGGAGAGCCAGGCACCACCAUUCAAGUUCCAGAGCAAAGGAGGGAAAACAUCGCUGAGCGCAUCUGCAUCACUGGAGGACAUGUUCAACGAGUCACCACAGCGGGAACGGCCAUCAUUGAGUCGUCACUCCAGCGGAAUCCUGAUCAAUCCCCGACUGAGACCCCAACUUGGAAGCAGUGGGAGCCAUGUCCGCGGCAAUGGCUCGCCCACGGCGGCUUCGAUCCGCAAAAAUUCCCACCCGAUGACGCGCCCUCGGAAACAGUGCCGACGCUCGCUGAGCAUGUUUGAGCACCCGGAGGAUAUUGUUGUCGAUAAAGAGGCUAACUAUACUACAAAUGCACCACUUCCGUCGAUCCCCGACAUUGAAGGAACCCCGAGCCUGCAGCUCCCUCACACCUUUUCUGAGGACCAGGCCGAUACACUGCCUCGCAUCGAUAAGAGUAUCCUCGUGGAGCUCCUGGAUGGCAAGUACAAUGAUCGUUUCGAUAAUAUCAUGGUCGUCGACUGCCGCUUCGAGUAUGAGUACGAGGGCGGGCACAUCACCGGAGCCGUGAACUACAACGACAAGGACUUUCUGGCCGCCGAACUCUUCGCAAGCCCAAAGCCGCGGACGGCCUUGGUCUUUCAUUGUGAAUAUUCCGCCCACCGGGCCCCGAUUAUGGCGAAGUAUAUCCGCCAUAAGGAUCGUGCCUAUAACGUGGAUCAAUACCCGCACCUUAGCUAUCCCGACAUGUACAUUCUGGAGGGUGGCUACAGUGCAUUCUUUGCGGAGCACCGGACAUUAUGCUAUCCACAGAAUUAUGUCGAGAUGAGCGCCAAGGAACACGAGUUUGCCUGCGAGCGUGGCCUCGGGAAGGUCAAGCAGAGGUCCAAGCUCAACCGAGCGCAGACGUUUGCCUUUGGUCAGCACUCUCCUCAGAUGGAAGACAGUCCCACGGGGAGGUGUCGCAACAACGCUGGUGACCGCAACCGGUUUCUCGGCUCCCCAUUCGCCGAGAGUCCGGCAUCUGGACGCUUCUCCGGCCGACGUAUGCUUUCCUACUGA
Molecule: messenger RNA, 1671 nt
Organism: Aspergillus tubingensis
Lineage: Eukaryota; Fungi; Ascomycota; Eurotiomycetes; Eurotiales; Aspergillaceae
Gene: nimT
Product: putative tyrosine protein phosphatase MIH1
Exons: 4
Coding region: 1-1671 (556 amino acids)
Biological process (GO): protein dephosphorylation; G2/M transition of mitotic cell cycle; positive regulation of G2/M transition of mitotic cell cycle
Cellular component (GO): nucleus; cytoplasm
Molecular function (GO): protein tyrosine phosphatase activity
Source: RefSeq, a predicted model, not a curated record